UGUUUGGGAUUUGGACGCGCUAGCCUGUCAUCAACUGCCGGUCUCUCAAAGAGGGUGCUCGUUCCGACGUGAAGGCCGAAAAGGCCCCUCUCUCCCCAAGAGUCCCAGCCUCUCAGGUACCGCCGCGAGGCCGACGCGUCCGCGCCCAAUCGAGAGCCCCCGUCUCCUCGCCGCGGCCAUGGAUCCCACCGCCAAUCCCCUCAACAAGAAGGAAUCGGAAGGUGAGCACUCAUCGGAUUACGCUCCCUACCCCAAGCUCAACGCGGAGGACGUCGCGCCCCCUCCGCCGCCCUCCGUCCCCGCUCACCACGCCACCACCAUGCCACCGGAGUCCAACCCCUACGUCACCCCCGCCCCCGCUGCCUCGUCCUCCAAGAAUACGAUGGACACCGUCCGUGAUGUGCUCGGGACUUGGGGGAAAAAGGUAGGGGAAGCGGCAAAGAAGACCGAGGAUUUGGCCGGGAAUGUUUGGCAGCACUUGAAAACAGGACCUAGUGUCACAGAAGCAGCGAUGGGGAGGAUUGCUCAGACAACUAAGGUCAUAGCAGAAGGUGGUUAUGACAAGAUAUUCCAACAGACUUUCGAGACACUUCCUGAAGAGAAACUCAAAAGGUCAUAUGCAUGCUAUCUAUCUACUUCUGCUGGGCCUGUUAUGGGAGUUUUAUACCUCUCUACUGCUAAACUUGCAUUUUGUAGUGACAAUCCUCUGUCAUACAAAGUUGGGGAUCAAACUGAAUGGAGCUAUUACAAGGUAGUAAUUCCACUGCAUCAGCUAAGGUCAGUUAAUCCUUCAGCAAGCAGAGUAAAUCCAGCAGAAAAAUAUAUUCAGGUUGUCUCUGUUGACAACCAUGAGUUCUGGUUCAUGGGUUUUGUGAACUACGACAAUGCUGUUAAAAAUCUACAGGGAGCUAUGCAUGGUGCUCCCAACUUGCAGCCUUAGUUGUGCUGAUGGAUUCGGAUUUGCAGUUCCUAUCGAGUUUUUGUGCAUCAUAUAUCUCAGUAUGUUAGACAGUUGAAACAUAUCUUGUGAUUGAUUUGGCCAGAUGAUUUUCCUAUGUGUCCAUGGUUUGAUAGCUAAGAGAUAUUCAUUAUGCCAUAUGCUGUGGAAUAAAUUAGUUUUGAUGUUUGAUUAGCGUGCUUGUUAAUAAGAUUAUUGUAUUUAAAGGACAAUUCUUUUUUUUCCUGUAUCUUUACAAGGUGAUUGUC
This is a messenger RNA of Phoenix dactylifera (date palm), 1206 nucleotides long. Its product is annotated as GEM-like protein 1. The record is from RefSeq and is a predicted model, not a curated record. Lineage: Eukaryota; Viridiplantae; Streptophyta; Magnoliopsida; Arecales; Arecaceae.